GUCAGCUCCACAUCCAGAAGCUCCCGCGGCCAGACGCACGCAUCACUCCACACUGGAAGUGCCAAAACUGCGCCUCUGAGAUAACUCCGGGUCGGAGGAGAAGUGGAAAAGCUUGACAGUUUCUUAAAAAAAGGAGGGGGGAGCAGUCGGGUGAUCCAGACACCCCCUUCAUCAUCUUCUAUCUUGGGAUCCCUACUUUCUAGUUUUUUUUUUCCCUGCCUCCUCUUGCGCCGGUGUGACUUUGGGACGCAUUUCCUCGCACGCGCGCUCCGGACAUGUCUUUCCCUCAGCUGGGCUAUCCCCAGUUCAUCAGCGCCUCCCAUGAGGUGUACGGGGGCGAGCGGCCGGCCUCCGCCCGGGAAGGCGGCGCGGAGAGCGCGGUGAGCUCGUCCGCCACCGCCGCGGCCGUCGGCUCCAUGCUGGGGAUGUACGGGAGCCCGUGGGCGGCUCACAACUACAGUGCCUUUCUGCCGUACAGCGGAGCCACAGACCUCGCCCUCAUAUCCCAGAUGGGUUCCCAGUAUGAGUUGAAGGACAGCCCGGGCUCGCACCCAGCCUCCCUGCCCGUCCACGCCGCUCAAGGAUUUUACCCGUACGGCCAGUACCCGUACGGAGACCCGUCGAGAGCCAAGACCGCCACCCGGGAGACCACCAGCACCCUGAAGGCCUGGCUGCAGGAGCACCAGAAGAACCCGUACCCCACCAAAGGGGAGAAGAUAAUGCUCGCUAUCAUCACCAGGAUGACACUCACACAGGUGUCGACGUGGUUUGCGAAUGCCCGCAGACGCCUGAAGAAGGAGAACAAGGUCACCUGGGGCCGCAGCGCCGAGGACCGGGACGGCAGAAUUUUCAGCAGCGACAACGAGGACGAGCACGGCAAGAACGGCAGCGACGACGACGACGACGACGAGGAGAUUGAUUUGGAAACUGUCGACGCCGACAGACCGGAGGAGCAGAGAGCCGGGGAGCAGCAAGGCGCGGCGAAAGGAGAGGGAGACGCGGGCCUGUCCGUCAGGGAGGCCCCCGAGCCGAAGAGCUCGGAGGGCGGCAGGACGCUUUCUGUGGAGGCGGCGAUUUCCCUCAAUAAACCGCCCGCUGCCAAGCUCGCAGCGGACCGUUCGCCCAGCAGACAGGAGUGCCAGAGACCCCCGCAGAGCAAACCCAAAAUAUGGUCCUUGGCCGAAACCGCCACAGCCCCCGAUAGCUCUCAGAAACCGGCCCACGCGGCCCACGCGCACCACCCGUCCUUGGCCUCCGCCGCUCACCCGGCCUUGCUCCCGGGUCAUGGAAUUUACACGUGCCAGAUUGGCAAGUUGCACAACUGGGCCAACGCGGCCUUUUUGAACGCCAACUCCCUUUUAAACAUGAGGUCGCUCCUCGGAGGAGCUCCGGCCGGACACCUGCCUCUCCACGGCGGCGCGUCGGCCGCGCGUCACGACGCACGGUCGGCGGCGGCGGCGGCGGCGGGCCCGGGGACCUCGGGAACGGAGGACGACAGUGACGUCGAGUCGUCUGAAAGCUUCAGCCCAAAAAGAGAUGAUGAAGAGAGCGACCACAGGCCCGAUAACCUGAAGUCCCCGUUCCAGCUGCUCACUGACAGACCUCACCACGGGACAGCAGCACAGCGGGUUCUGACUACGACAUUAUGAGCAGGCAAAGGACGGAACAGAAGAAAGGAAUAACUUUAUUUAACGCAGAACAAUUUAACGAAGGCUAUUUUUCGACGGGCGAUACAUGUCAUAGUAUUAUUGGUGAACUUCCACGUGCGACAGAGAUGGUUGUUUUUGUCACAGAUUUGCUCGUUUGUUUCUUUUAUGUCUUUUUAUGUUCCUUCUCUGCGUCCUCUUUUGUGAAUGAAAACCUUGAUUUGUAAAUACAGGAUAUGAAUUUGUCUUUAAAGAAUAUAUUUUUUGGAAACUAAAUAAAUGUCAUUAUAGUCA
Betta splendens (Siamese fighting fish) is the source of this 1940-nucleotide messenger RNA. RefSeq names its product iroquois homeobox 1b (gene irx1b). Gene Ontology annotation, biological process: neuron differentiation; regulation of transcription by RNA polymerase II; cell development. Gene Ontology annotation, cellular component: nucleus. Gene Ontology annotation, molecular function: DNA-binding transcription factor activity, RNA polymerase II-specific; RNA polymerase II cis-regulatory region sequence-specific DNA binding. Lineage: Eukaryota; Metazoa; Chordata; Actinopteri; Anabantiformes; Osphronemidae. The record is from RefSeq and is a predicted model, not a curated record. The transcript is spliced from 5 exons. Bases 276 to 1649 code for a protein of 457 amino acids.